Molecule: messenger RNA, 1228 nt
Organism: Syngnathus typhle (broad-nosed pipefish)
Lineage: Eukaryota; Metazoa; Chordata; Actinopteri; Syngnathiformes; Syngnathidae
Product: lithostathine-1-beta-like
Exons: 7
Coding region: 120-632 (170 amino acids)
Molecular function (GO): signaling receptor activity
Source: RefSeq, a predicted model, not a curated record
GAUGUAUCAUGUGACUUUACCACGAUCUGACACACUCAACAUUCCGAGACUGCCAACCGAACAUAUAAAAGCAAUGGUCAUCAUCAUCUUCAUUAUUAAACUGUCGCUUGACUGCAAAGAUGGCAUUUGCUCUUUGCUCGUUGUUUCUCCUUUGUGGGAUGAGUGGACUGUUGUCUGGAGUUUGGUCAUUCCCUAUUCACUGGAAAAAUAUUAAAUGUCCUACUGAUUGGACUCAGUUGGACUGUCAUUGUUACAUAUUCAACGCUGGCCCAGAAACCUUUGUAGAGGCGGAGAAAGACUGCAUAAUGGAAGGUGGAAAUCUGGUGUCCAUUCACAAUGACCUGGAAAAUAAAAUUGUAAAACAACUGAUUGAUGAUGGUGUAGCGACACUUGGCUGGAUUGGGCUCCAUGAUACAAUUGCGAAUAAUGACUUUUUCUGGACUGAUGGAUCAAUUGUAGAUUUCCUCAACUUUGACGGUGACGCUAUGGAGCCAAAUGGCGGCACUCAAUGUGUAGCGAUUCAGGCAAAUGAUGGACUUUGGCAAGAUGAUCCCUGCACAAACACCAACGCAUAUGUUUGCAUCAUGGAUGUGUGCCAUGGCGGAGAUCCUAGCUAUCCAGACUGUCCAUAGCUAUGAUCAAUAAUCACUGAAGCAAAUAUCAAAUGCGGUGGGGUUUUUUUUUUUUUUAGGGCUUUACUAUCAUGAUUUUUCUUCUUCUCUUUCUGCUCAGUCGUUAUUAACUAAAGAAAUGUGUAUCGUCCCUUGGUCAGGCCCAGAAAUCCCUUUAUUUAUUUAAAAAAACACAAGCAUCUGUUGUGAAUGUAUGGUAUAACCCUGUAACGCGACGCUAAGUUCUGGGGUUCUACUGUAUUUUCAUUUGAAAUGCUUAACCCAAUACAAUUUAUGCUGAAUCACCCUGCUACUACCCAUUUUCCUUAGGGGCGGGUAAGGGAUGACGCAGCCCCACCAACCCGAGUGAUUAAGGGUAGUUUGACCUGUUUGGCCCAGAAGUCUGGGGUUCAAUAAUUGACUUGUGUGUAAAUGGCUGGCAGAGACCUUUGGAGAGGAAGACUCCAAAUUUAAAGGGAGUAGAUGGAUCAAGAGUUUGAAACAACUUAAAAAUACAUACAAUAUUUAAAAAAACAGUCUUGUGUCUUCCUUUAUGAGAAAAACUGAAAGAAUCGUUCUUAAAUCAACAUGCAAAGCAAUUAAAAAAUUAAAAACUC